AAAGCCUUCAGAGAGUACUUCCUGAAAGAGACAAAGCUGCAACUAGAACCAACUCUUAUACCGAGAAUAUUUGAAACAAUGUUUUAAAGCACCAGAAGAGCCUAAAAGAAACAAAUACACCGUUUCUUAAAUAUACUAUUUCAAGAAAGAGAAGAAACUCAAAGAUAUCUCUUUUACAGAACUGGAUAUACUGAAAAAUGUUCCUGUCUAGUAAAGCCUUUUGAUGGACAGGAGUUCCCAAGUGUUAUGCCCACCAACAAACUGUAAGAUGACUACAUUUCACAAUCAAGCUCAACCUGGUUCUUCUAACAGCUCAUAUCCAGAUGAAUACAAAAUUGCAGCCCUUGUCUUCUACAGCUGUAUCUUCAUAAUUGGAUUAUUUGUUAAUGUCACUGCCUUAUGGGUUUUCAGUUGUACCACCAAGAAGAGAACCACUGUAACCAUCUAUAUGAUGAAUGUGGCAUUACUGGACCUAAUAUUUAUAAUGAGCUUACCCUUUAAAAUGUUUUACUAUGCAAAAGGUGAAUGGCCAUUUGGAGAGUACUUCUGCCAGAUUCUUGGGGCACUCACGAUGUUUUAUCCAAGUAUUGCCCUAUGGCUUCUUGCUUUUAUUAGUGCUGACAGAUACAUGGCUAUUGUGCAGCCAAAAUAUGCCAAAGAACUUAAAAAAACAUGCAAAGCCGUGCUAGCAUGUGUGGGAGUCUGGAUAAUGACACUGGUAACCACCAUCCCACUGCUACUGCUUUAUGAAGACCCAGAUAAAGCCUCCAUCCCUGCCACCUGCCUGAAGAUUUCUGACAUCAUCCACUUAAAAGCUAUUAACAUACUGAACUUCACUCGACUGACAUUUUUUUUCUUGAUUCCUCUGUUUAUUAUGAUUGGGUGCUACUUGGUCAUUAUUCAUAGUCUCCUUCACGGUAGGACAUCUAAGCUGAAACCAAAAGUCAAGGAGAAGUCUAUAAGGAUCAUCAUCACACUCAUGGUGCAGGUGCUCAUUUGCUUUGUGCCUUUCCACAUCUGUUUCGCUGUCCUGAUGUUGGAUGGGGACGAGAACAGUUACAAUCCCUGGGGAGCUUUUACCACCUUCCUCAUGAACCUCAGUACCUGUCUGGAUGUGAUUCUGUACUACAUUGUUUCGAAACAAUUUCAGGCUCGCGUCAUUAGUGUCAUGCUAUACCGCAAUUACCUUCGAAGUGUGCGCAGAAAAAGUUUCCGAUCAGGUAGUUUACGGUCACUAAGCAACAUAAACAGUGAAAUGUUAUGAAUAAAUUUUUCGUCUUCAAUAUCCUUAAAUUCACUUAACUAAUCACCCUAGAAUCACUGGAUAUUUUGUACAUUAAGAAGUCCCUUUUCUUCUUAAAAAAAAAGCUUUACAAACUAUUUUGUGGGAUUUUAUUUUGGCAACAUAAUUAAACAUUCUGAAGUAUUCUAAUAAAUUCAUUACUUUUAUUUUAAAAAUUUGAUUAGAACAUUUUUGAGGUAUUAGGAGAAAACAUGCAAUUUGUGUUUCAUAUUCAAGUCUUAUCUAAAUACACAGUUGACUUAGCUUUUUGGAUUUAAUUCUAUGUGCAAGUGAAUCAUGAUAUUAAUCAAGUCAGUAGGCAAAAAAAUUCUGCUACUGUUCAAAAUAAUUUGAUGAAAGUAUUUUCCAUGUAGAUACAGGUCCCUUUAGCUUAAUGUAUACUCAGGACUGGUGAGCAACCCAACAUUCUGUGUUCUAAGCCAAACUUCCAAGAUCCUUACAAAAACAGCUAUGUUCAACUCAUCAUUGUUACUUACUGCAGAGCAAAAUUAGUGGAAACAAGCAUUUGGAGGAGCCUAUAGAGACCAUGGCCAUUAGCCUUCCCCUACUCUGAAUUCAUUUUCUUUUGGAAACAGGCUGUAGUCAUUCAAUAAACAAUUACUGAGAGCGUACAAGCACCAGACCCUACUUAAAAUCAACGGGGAAAACCUAACCGGAGAUCUUAUUUCUGUCCCCAAAUCCAAGUUUCUUCCUAUGACAUGAGGUUUCUACUAUAUGGUGAAAUAUCUUUAUCCAAUAUAAAGAGUUUGCUCUUCUUAUGUGAUUAAAUAUCACAUUAUAAAAACAACUGAUUUUUUUUCCAGGUCAUAUGUCACAGUAUAAAUAGCACUAGUCAGGGAUCUUACCAUUUAAUUUCCCCUAAGUAACUUCAUUUAAAAAGAAAAAGUGAACUAUAAUCUAUAAAGCCUGUAUUCUAAAUAUUACAAAAAUACACAAAUGAGUCACCUAUAACUUCCUCUCUGUUAAAUCACUUUUAUUACUCUUAACAUGAUCACCUCCCAAUGAGACUUAGAAUCAAACCAAUGCACUGGCCAUAAAUUGAUUUCUAUAAUUAAGUUGGGUAAAUUCAUAAUCUUUACAAAAAUAAACACAAAGAACCCUAAUGAUAAAACAGUAUUUUAGUGCUAGAAAGUCCCUUAGAUGACCUGUUUUAAAUAUAAAGAAACUAAGGUCCAAAGAGGUUAGGUGACCUGCUCAGCUAAAGAACCAGGAUUAAAAACCAAAUUCAGUUCUCUUCUCAUGUCAAUUGCCAACUUUGUAAUGAUAAAAAGUAGUCAAACUUACAGAAUGUAAACAUUCCCAGAGCUACAUAAGAUAAAGGACUCAAGGUGGUACUGAGAUGCAGUUUCUCAACAAAGAGAAAACUACCUAAAGUUUUUCCUGUGAAUACUCAAGGAAGCAAGAUACUUUAAUAAAUAUCUUUAAACAAAUAA
Phyllostomus hastatus (greater spear-nosed bat) is the source of this 2736-nucleotide messenger RNA. RefSeq names its product G protein-coupled receptor 18 (gene GPR18). The coding region runs from base 224 to 1264 and encodes 346 amino acids. Gene Ontology annotation, biological process: positive regulation of Rho protein signal transduction; phospholipase C-activating G protein-coupled receptor signaling pathway. Lineage: Eukaryota; Metazoa; Chordata; Mammalia; Chiroptera; Phyllostomidae. Gene Ontology annotation, molecular function: G protein-coupled receptor activity. The transcript is spliced from 2 exons. Gene Ontology annotation, cellular component: membrane. The record is from RefSeq and is a predicted model, not a curated record.